AUGACCAAAAAGGUUCUCAUCGUCCUCACCAGCGCCGACAGGAUCCCCAAGCUGGACAGGCCCACGGGGUGGUACUUGCCUGAGCUCGCGCACCCUUACCUCGUCCUCGCGCCCGAGGCCGAAAUCGCCGUGGCCUCCCCCAAGGGCGGGGCGGCGCCGCUCGACCCCAGCUCCGUCGACGCGUACAAGUCGGACGAGGCGUCGGCCCGCUUCCUCCGCGACCACCGCUCCGUGUGGGAGGCGACCACGCCGCUGGCGGAGUAUGUCGGCCGCGCGGGCGACUUCGACGCCGUCUUCUACCCCGGCGGCCACGGCCCGAUGCUGGACCUGGCCGCGGACGCCGACUCGGUGCGGCUGGUGGAGGAGUUCUACGCGGCGGGCAAGCCGGUGGCGGCCGUGUGCCACGGGCCCAUCGCCCUGCGCGACGCCAGGAGCAGCCGCAGCAGCGAGGGCGGCGAGCCGAUCCUCCGCGGCAGGCGCGUCACGGGCUUCUCCAACGCGGAGGAGGAGCAGGUGCAGCUGAGCGCGGCGAUGCCGUUCCUGCUGGAGGACGAGCUGAAGAGGGUGGGCGCCCGGUACGAGGCCGCCCCGGAGCCGUGGGGGGAAAAGGUCGUGGUGGAUGGGCAGAUCAUCACGGGGCAGAACCCUGCGUCGGCCAAGGGCGUUGGGGAGGCCAUCCUGAAGGCCAUCGGUGCGUAG
Messenger RNA from Ustilaginoidea virens, 699 nucleotides. RefSeq lists its product as uncharacterized. The record is from RefSeq and is a predicted model, not a curated record. The transcript has 2 exons. The coding region runs from base 1 to 699 and encodes 232 amino acids. Gene Ontology annotation, molecular function: glyoxalase III activity. NCBI's taxonomy places the organism in Eukaryota, Fungi, Ascomycota, Sordariomycetes, Hypocreales, Clavicipitaceae.